This is a messenger RNA of Acytostelium subglobosum LB1, 1620 nucleotides long. RefSeq lists its product as hypothetical. The annotation marks the transcript as partial. NCBI's taxonomy places the organism in Eukaryota, Evosea, Eumycetozoa, Acytosteliales, Acytosteliaceae. Gene Ontology annotation, molecular function: metal ion binding; acid phosphatase activity. The record is from RefSeq and is a predicted model, not a curated record. The transcript has 3 exons.
UCUUCUCUUUCUCUCACUCUCUCUUACUCUCUCCUCAAAGAUACAAUGUACCGCAACAUUGUUCUUUCCUCUAUCCUUCUUCUUUUGAUUGUCGCUGGCAGUAGCCAGGCUGUGAGCAUCGAGCCACAGAGCGUCAAGCUGGCAUUCACCAACUCGUCCAGCGAGAUGCGUGUCACAUGGUACACAACUGGCCAGGGCUCUAUGCCCCAGCUGUUGCUCUCUGGCACCAAGUUCGCCAUGGACACCGUGAACACCACCACUUUGCUCGCCUCGAACGCCACCUCCAUCAACAUUGGCCAAUGGAGCCAGUGGACUGGAUACAUCAACACUGCUGUGUUCAAUAAGCUUGAGGGCAUGACCACCUACUACUACGUCUGCGGUGACCAAGCUAGCCAAGUUUGGUCUGAGGUGUUCAACUUCACCACCGGUGCUUUGACUCAUUCGACCGUCACCCCAUUCACCCUUGCUGCCUUUGGUGAUGUCGGUGGAGAGAAUGGUGCACCAACCCUCAAGAACCUCAUUGCCACCAUGAACAACUACAUGUUUGCUCUCCAUGUUGGAGAUAUUGCCUACGCUGACCUCCUCACUGCUAAGGCCCUUGGCAACCAGUCGGUUUGGGAUCAAUGGUUGAUGGACGCCAACCCAAUCACCUCCCACCUCCCAUACAUGACUGCCAUCGGAAACCAUGAUGUCUUCAGCCAGGAGCAGAUCUACUUGACCUCCUUCGUCAUGCCAGCUGCUGUUCCAAACACCACCUGGUACUCAUUCGAUUACAACGGUGUCCACUUUAUCGCCUUCUCUUAUGAGGAUAACUUUGCUGUCGACUCACCCCAAUACCAGUGGAUCCACAAGGACCUGUCAACCUUCCGUGCCUCCAACCCAAAUGGCUGGAUCGUCUCGUACGCCCAUCGUCCAAUGUACUGCUCUGGAAUUGACUCAUGGUGCACCGGUGCCCCACGCGCCAAGUUUGCCAAGGUCAUGGAGGACAUCCUCUACACCUACAACGUCGACAUCUACUUGUCUGGUCACGUCCACAGCUACGAGCGUACCCUACCAAUCUCCAAGAAUGUCACCAUGGGCACCUACGCUGCGCCCAGAGCCACCAUCCAUUGCGUCAUCGGUAUGGGUGGUAACCCAGGUGGUGAGGUAGCUGCCUUCAGCACCCCAGCCCCAGAGUGGUCCACCGGUCCACGCAUCAACGACACUGGUUACUCGACCAUGACCUUUGCCAAUGCCACCCAUCUUCACUGGAAGUUCUUUGACAACGCCAACAACUCGCUCGUCGACUCUGUCUGGAUCGUCAAGGGUAACUUCUCCGCUUCCCAGCCAACUACCACCUCUACAUCCACCACCUCUACCUCAUCCACCUCCACAACCUCCACCACUGCUCCUGCAACUACUACCUCCACCUCUACCUCCACCACUUCCACCACUGGACCAUCGACCACCUCGACUACCAGCACCACUGGUGCACCAUCGACCUCUACAACCUCAACCUCAACCACCAGCACCACAACUCCACCUACUGCCACCAUCACCAUUGGCAGCACCACUGUUGGAUCUUCAUCCAAGACCCAAUCUUCUCUCUUGGUAACAAUUGUUAUUGCUGCCAUCCUUUCU